Messenger RNA from Balaenoptera musculus (blue whale), 1452 nucleotides. It is a transcript of the gene MMP20, whose product is annotated as matrix metallopeptidase 20. The record is from RefSeq and is a predicted model, not a curated record. Gene Ontology annotation, biological process: amelogenesis; extracellular matrix organization; collagen catabolic process. Gene Ontology annotation, cellular component: extracellular matrix. Gene Ontology annotation, molecular function: metalloendopeptidase activity; zinc ion binding. NCBI's taxonomy places the organism in Eukaryota, Metazoa, Chordata, Mammalia, Artiodactyla, Balaenopteridae.
AUGAAGGUGCUCCCUGCAUCUGGCCUUGCUGUCCUCCUCGUCACGGCUCUGAAGUUUUCCACUGCAGCCCCCUCCCUAUUUGCAGCACCACCCAGGACCUCAAGGAACAGCUACCAGCUCACACAGGCAUACCUUGACAAAUAUUACACAAAGAAAGGAGGGCGCCAGAUUGGUGAGAUGGUUGCAAGAGGAGGCAAUUCCAUGGUUAAAAACAUUAAGGAGCUGCAGGCUUUCUUCGGCCUCCGAGUCACCGGGAAGUUAUACCGGGCCACCAUGGAUGUGAUCAAGAGGCCUCGCUGUGGAGUUCCUGAUGUGGCAAACUAUCACCUCUUCCCAGGUGAACCCAAAUGGAAAACAAAUACUUUGACAUACAGAAUAUCCAAAUACGCACCUUCCAUGACUUCUGCAGAAGUGGACAAAGCAGUGGAGAUGGCCCUGCAGGCCUGGAGUAGCGCCGUCCCUCUGAGCUUUGUCAGAAUAAACUCAGGAGAAGCAGAUAUUAUGAUAUCUUUUGAAACUGGAGAUCACAGGGAUUCCUAUCCAUUCGAUGGGCCUUGGGGGACUCUAUCUCACGCAUUUGCACCUGGAGAAGGCCUGGGAGGAGAUACACAUUUCGACAAUGCUGAGAAGUGGACUAUGGGAAUGAAUGGUUUCAAUUUAUUCACCGUUGCUGCUCAUGAAUUUGGCCACGCACUGGACCUGGCCCAUUCCACAGACCCAUCAGCACUGAUGUACCCAACUUAUAAGUAUCAGCAUCCCUAUGGAUUCCACCUUCCCAAGGAUGAUGUGAAAGGGAUCCAGGCACUGUACGGACCUUGGAAGACAUUCCCAGGGAAGCCCGCUGUGCCCCACAGCCCCCCUCAUAAUCCUAUUAUCCCUGACCUCUGUGACUCCAGCUAAGCCUCUGAUGCUGUGGCAAUGCUGGGGAAGGAGCUCCUGUUCUUCAAGGACCGGAUUUUCUGGCGUCAGCAGGUUCACUUGAUGUCAGGGAUCCGGCCCAGCACCAUCACCAGCUCCUUCCCCCAGCUUAUGUCCAAUGUGGAUGCAGCUUAUGAAGUGGCUGAGAGGGGCACAGCUUACUUCUUUAAAGGACCCCACUACUGGAUAACAAGAGGAUUCCAAAUGCAAGAUACUCCUCAGACUAUUUAUGACUUUGGGUUCCCAAGAUACGUGCAGCGAAUAGAUGCUGCCGUCUAUGUCAAGGAUGCACAGAAGACCCUUUUCUUUGUGGGAGAUGAAUACUACAGCUAUGAUGAACGAAAAAGGAAAAUGGAAAAAGACUAUCCAAAGAAUACUGAAGAAGAAUUUUCAGGAGUUAAUGGCCAAAUAGAUGCUGCUGUGGAGUUAAAUGGCUACAUUUACUUCUUUUCAGGACCCAAAGCAUACAAGUAUGAUACAGAGAAGGAAGAUGUGGUUAGUGCACUGAAAUCUAGUUCCUGGAUUGGUUGUUAA